Suillus fuscotomentosus is the source of this 2379-nucleotide messenger RNA. RefSeq names its product WD40-repeat-containing domain protein. The transcript has 14 exons. Lineage: Eukaryota; Fungi; Basidiomycota; Agaricomycetes; Boletales; Suillaceae. Gene Ontology annotation, molecular function: protein binding. Bases 1 to 2379 code for a protein of 792 amino acids. The record is from RefSeq and is a predicted model, not a curated record.
AUGCUCGUUCUCCAGCUCAAAUGCACUGCAGGCGAAAGCAAGCUUAAUCUUCUUGGUGCACAGUACUGGAAAUGUUCCCCUCCUGACGAGGAACAACAAUCAAGCUUCAAGACGCACCAAGACAUCCAGAUACUUUAUACUGGUCUACAACGAGCUGUAAGUGCAGUCGGUUAUAAGCGGCCUGAUUGGGAGCAGGCGUUGAUGGCGAACUGCCUCGUGUCUUGGGCGUCUAUGGAAGCGAGGAUGAAAAAGACACCCGCAAUCUCUCGGCCGUGCUCAAUACCAUCAACGUCCAGUAAGAUGUUACAGCUCAUUCCAAGCACUACACCCAUUCGAACUUUUGAAGAUCAUGAGGACGCCACACUUCGUCUUUGGGACUUGGAGACAGGUGUUGUGUUGAAGAAGAUGGAAGGGUAUAGCAAUUGGGUGCGGGCAUUGGCGGUGUCACGAAAUGGUCAAAUAAUAGCAAGCAGUGAUUUGGGUGGAGAAGUCAUCGCCUGGCACGGAGAAACUGGCGAAUCCAUCACCCAACCCAUCAAAGCCCACCCCUAUCAGAUCACCUCGGUGGAUUUCUCUCGGGAUGGAAUGGUGCUGGCCACUGGUUCAUGGGACAAGACGGUCAAGUUUUGGAGUACCAAAACUCCUGUCCACUGCGUUCGAUAUUCGCCUUCUGGUGAACUUCUUGCCAUCGCAACAUACGAUAAUAUCCAAGUUUAUAAUCCAGGCACAAGGGAACGCGUCGCAUUUUUGACAGGUUGGAAUGUGUCACUCGCGUGGACGCCCGAUGGCACACGCCUUCUUUCAGGAGGCAGUAAAUACAUAUCAGAGUGGGACACAUCAACCUGGCAGCAGGUUGGUCAUCGCUGGGAAGGCCACACUAAAGAUAUCAACGCCAUUGUCAUUCAUCCCUCUGGCACGCUCGUCGCUUCUGCAUCUGAUGACAACCAUGUCCGUCUCUGGCGGCUCUCAGAUCAACGAACCAUCGCCGUCUUCCAGCAUUCAUCGUCGGCGACAUGUGCCACGUUCUGUGUGGACGGCAAGCACAUCCUCGGCGGAGGCGAGUUUCCUUUUUCUGACUCUCAUUAUGCAAUUCGAGCAUCCUUUGUACAGAUUCUUGACAUCACAAUUGCAGCCCGCGAUGCAUGUCUAACUGGGGACUUGUCUAUCGCCGAAGAGCUCCUCACGCAAGAUGUCCACACCAACGUUGACGACUUUAUUUCGUAUGCCAAUCGUUCAUUCGUCAGGGCUCGGAAGCACGACUGGGACCAUGCUCUUGAUGAUGCAAUCCAGUCCAUCAACUUUCGGCCAUCAUUGGUAGGCUUUAUCUCUAAAGGCAUCGCCCUCUGCGGAAAAGGCCACGUCCGGGAAGCAAGGAUAGCAUUUGACGUCGCAUCUAUGUUCACAAGCCAAAAUUCACAAAUCAACCAAUUUCUUCUCCUGAUCAAGAUCAACAUGAGGAAGCAAUGCUGCUCAUCAAAGACCUGGCUGUCGCUUGUCCCAAUGUCGAUCCUCGCACGUCGUGUCGUGGAAACAUAUCUGCGUGUUCAGCUCGGAAUCAAAGCUAUCGAUGGCGCGCGUCACGACGAAGCCGCUGAUCACUUCACUGCCGCUGUUAACUCAGACGCUUUAUCAUCGAAAUACAUUCAUUUCGCAUACCAGGACUUGACCAUGCUCUUCGGCUGGGAUCUCGAGUCCUUGUUACUCACUACACACCAGAAACGGUGCCAGGCAUUCCUUUCGGCAGGUAAACUCGACGAAGCCCUCCAAGCACACAAAUACAUGAUGGACGCCAUCGACGACAUCGUGAAGGCCAGCUGUCUCGAUUGGUCCAAUGGCAAGUCUUCCGAGAAAUGCAGCACGCUCGCUGCGGACAACGACCGUAUUCUUGGUGCAGAGAUCCCCGGGCAAGAGCAAGAUGGCUAUGAUGCAGGUCCCAAUUUCUUCUAUGGAACCCAUCAACAUUCUCAGAUUUCCAGGCCAAGAGUUCAACAACGCCCUGGGCGCCUCAAAAGAUUCAGGCUCGCUAUGGCGAGGAGGCCUCAGGAAGCUCCUGCACCUACACCUGCACCACCCACCACCUCACCACCAGUCACUGUCACCACCACCAUCAAAACUCAUUUACGUCACCUAUUCUCCCGGUCACCCCAUCAUGUAACACCGCCUGUUGUCGAGGUUCCUUUUGCCCAGGGUCGACAACGUAAUGCUGCAGCGGGUGCUCCUGGGAGUGAGCACUCCUUGAUACGCGAUGAAGACGCUCUUUCGCCGGACCCCAAUACGCAACAGCACCGACAACAACAGCAACAACAACAGCAGCAAGCAGUAGCAAUCCCUAUAGACCCUGGGCAACACGGAGGCGGAAAGUCCUGUGUCUGCUGCUAG